Molecule: messenger RNA, 2006 nt
Organism: Wyeomyia smithii (pitcher-plant mosquito)
Lineage: Eukaryota; Metazoa; Arthropoda; Insecta; Diptera; Culicidae
Product: synaptic vesicle 2-related protein
Exons: 8
Coding region: 221-1753 (510 amino acids)
Biological process (GO): transmembrane transport
Cellular component (GO): membrane
Molecular function (GO): transmembrane transporter activity
Source: RefSeq, a predicted model, not a curated record
GUCUUGGCUUAAGCUCCGUGCGCUCCGAUCAGCAGUGAAAGCCCGACGCGCUCUGUUCGUGUUUUCGUGGCCGAAAGAGAUGUGUAUUUUGGCUUCCCCUCGAGCCAGCCGCCGUCACCAUCAGCGGUAACAACAGAAGCUGUGGUGUGCUAGGAAAACGAAAAUCAAAGCUGCAGUAAUCCAGUGAAGAAGCAAGCGAGAGCAAAUUCCAUCAAGUAUAAUGAUAAAACCACGCAGAGCCGUCGCCGCCCGGGGCUACGAAGAAAUGGACGGCGCUAAUGUGCCCAGUCCACGAAACGGAGCGACCACUGGGACGGCUGGAAUCGGUGGUGACGUCGAUUCGUCUAGUCCAAUCAACAAUGGUGCCCCGCCGGAGUUUGAAUUGGCUUCCGUUAGUGUGGUUCCGGAUGACACAUUUACCGUGACACAGGCCGUGAACGCCUUGGGGUUUGGUUGGUUUCAGGUGAAAUUGUCCCUUUGCGUAGGACUUUGCUGGAUGGCCGAUUCGAUGGAGAUGACCAUUUUGAGUGUGCUAGGACCGGCGUUGCACUGUGACUGGGGCAUCACACGAUACCAGCAGGCACUGGUUACCACCGUGGUGUUUCUAGGGAUGAUGCUGAGUUCGACCUUUUGGGGGCACUUGAGCGAUCGGUACGGAAGAAAACCGGCCCUUACGCUGUGUGGUGUUUUACUAUUCCUAUAUGGUCUGCUGAGUUCCGUUGCCCCAAGCUUCGGAUGGUUGCUGUUGUUACGAGGUCUGGUAGGAUUCGCCAUCGGCUGUGUUCCUCAAUCUGUCACGUUAUACGCCGAGUUCCUGCCGACAAAGCAGCGCGCUAAAUGUGUGGUCCUGCUGGACUGUUUCUGGGCAUUAGGAGCCUGCUUCGAGGUGGCACUGGCUAUGGCCGUAGGUCCAAACCUUGGAUGGCGAUGGCUUCUCGGACUAUCCGCGGCUCCGUUGUUUGCGUUUGCUGUUGUAACACCGUGGUUGCCUGAAUCUGCCCGUUAUCACGUUACUAGCGGGCAAAGCGAUAAGGCGUUGGCUACUCUCGAGCAGAUCGCCAAAGAUAACAAGCGACCAAUGCUGUUGGGUCGACUGGUGGUGGAAGGUCCUACCGGGUCCCGGGGUAGCGUAAAAGCGUUGCUCGGCAGUUCGCUCCGAAGAACCACGUUGCUGUUGUGGUUUAUUUGGAUGUCGUGUGCCUUCUGCUAUUACGGCCUGGUGCUAAUGUCUACAGAAUUGUUCGGUGGCAAGAAUAAAACGGUUCUGCCUGAUACGGAAAACGAUUGUCACCCACUAGCCACAACCGAUUACAUGGAUCUACUGUGGACGACGUUGGCCGAAUUUCCCGGCAUCUUCGCUACCAUCUACGUGAUCGAGAAGUUUGGCCGCAAGAAAACAAUGGCACUACAGUUUCUGCUGUACGCAGGGUGUGUCCUAAUGAUCACCGUUACCGAUGUACGUGUCUUUUUGACCAUCAUUUUGUUCAUGGCACGUGGCAUCAUUGCUGGCCUGUUUCAGGCGGCAUACGUGUACACCCCGGAAGUUUACCCCACGGCGCUGCGAUCGGUCGGAGUCGGUGGUUGUUCUGCUCUGGCCCGUCUAGGAGCUAUGGCAACUCCUUACGUGGCCCAAGUACUGCUGCAGUCGUCAAUCUGGAGUGCAGUGACGGUGUACGGGUUCUUCGCCGUUUGCGCCAGUGCCGCCUGUAUUAUGUUACCCUACGAAACACGGGGUACUGACAUGGGCCAGUAAUAACAGCAAUACUCACUUUACGCCGUCCGUUGCAUUGAGAUUGGCAGUUUGUUCCAAACAUUCACUGACACAAAGAUACCUCUUCGGUGGAAAAACACACGACACGGUUGUUACUUACUCUAGAAAAAAUAAGGAUUUUUUGCUUUUGUUGAACGAACAAAUCGAUUUACAGUGUUUAGAUAGUGUGUAUAUACAAGUAUUUAUUUUUUCGAUAUUGACUAUUUAUUAUUACCGCGAGUAAAGUAUAUUUUCU